AUGCAAGAUACAGAAUAUUUUGACGACUUAGCAGAAACUUUGACAUCUGACUUUUACAACCACUUGUUCUCAUAUUUCAUGACAUUAGAUAUUUCAAAGUUCAAUCCAAGACAAAUUCCACAUACCGAAGAGAGACAAACAUUGUUAGAAGCAAACAAGAGUGUAUAUGAACUGUUCAUAGAUGAGACUAACUUUGAGUGUUUAGAUGAAAGGUCAUUGUACGAUUCGUAUAAACAAUAUUGUCAAGAAUAUGGUUAUAUGACAGCGUCUAAACGUACAUUCUUGGCAAAUGUCAAAAGUCUUUUAGAUGUUCAGAAUGGUGUAUAUACAAAGAAAAAUUUUUAUGAGUAA
This is a messenger RNA of Trichomonas vaginalis G3, 351 nucleotides long. Its product is annotated as Poxvirus D5 protein-like family. Bases 1 to 351 code for a protein of 116 amino acids. The transcript has a single exon. The record is from RefSeq and is a predicted model, not a curated record. Lineage: Eukaryota; Parabasalia; Trichomonadida; Trichomonadidae.